Molecule: messenger RNA, 423 nt
Organism: Porites lobata
Lineage: Eukaryota; Metazoa; Cnidaria; Anthozoa; Scleractinia; Poritidae
Source: the annotation of a GenBank genome assembly
UGGAUUAAAGUAAAUACUGCGCCAGUGUGUUUUGGUGCGAGAGGUGACCAGUUUGGUAAGUUCUUUGUUCCAUCCAGUGGCAAACUAGCCUCAGUGAAAUUGGUCCACGUCUAUGGUUAUGUGACGUGUGAUAAGAACAUAGCUUACCAUUAGUCUUAUUGGGGAUGCGGGAAGCACUCUAGUUUGACAAAUCAUGUAGACGCUAGAGUAACAACCUCGGACGGUCAAGUUCUUUUGCCUUCAAGCCAGUUCAUCACUGACGUGACACGCAAGUGGUCGUUGAUUCCUGGUUACAACUCGCUUUCUCCAGAGCUGGUGCUGUCUGCUUUCUCCAACUCUCCAAACGUUACUGGAGGACAGGAGCUACGUCUGUGGUAUGGAGAAGAUCUGGCAAAUAGCAGUGAGGCGGACAAUGGAGGAAAG